AUGCCAUUGGGCUUGUUUCGCACAAGGGUUGUCUUUGGCCUAAGAAGAAAUAUCAUCCCGCCGGUCUAUGCGCCGUGGGCAGUGCCUCGAAUUCGCCAAUAUGGCUCUCAAGACCUCAACCCUGGAGGCCCUCCGCAACCCGGACAAGAGACGCCAGACGUAUCGGAAAGGGAGUCCAAAGAUGAUGGCCCUACUUUGAAAUCUACUGGCCUGCGCAUGUUUGAAUCUGCUGCGACAACGUUCGCUUCAAUUGCCGUCUUAGGACUUGCGGGCUAUUCUUAUUACAAGUACUACAAGUUCUUGGUUCUUAAGAAGAUGGACAAUGCAUUCAACCCCGGUGAUCCUGUACUGGAAGUCGCCGGGGUUGCUCCCUCAAUGGGAACUGAAGGAAGCGACACAAGACAUUGGAUUCAACGUGAAGAGCAGGUCAAAGUGGAUAAUAUCAUCAACGGCACCAUCAAAGGUCGCUAUUUUCUUUUAAUCGGGGAGAAGGGAACCGGCAAGACUUCCAUGAUCCUUGAUGCAAUGCGAAAAAUUGAUGGCGCCGGAGUGGCCAUGUUCGAAGCUCAUGCAGACCUCGAAAUCUUUCGGGUCAGGUUAGGAAAGGCACUGGAUUUUGAAUAUCACGAGGACUACAUUGGUAGCCUUUUCAGCAUCAGAGGGCCACGCGAUACAACUGCACUCCUCGACAUUGAGCGCGCUCUUAAUAAAAUGGAAAAGGUCGCCUUACGGAGAAGAAAAACCAGCAAGACGCCUCUAAUCGUGAUAAUCAAUAGCACCCAUCUGGUUAGUGACGAUGAUGACGGAAGAGAUCUUUUAGAGAUGUUGCAGCAGCGGGCUGAACAGUGGGCUGCAAGCAAUCUUGUGACAAUAGUUUUCAACAGUGAUGAUUACUGGGUCUACGAGCGUCUUAAGCGCUAUGCCUCUCGAAUGGAGGUCAUUCCAGUCCCUGAUCUUCCGAAAGACAAAGCAAUAAGGGCGUUGUAUCAGUUUCGUGCGAAAUACCGCAACGAGGACACUCCCAGGAGCGUGCUAGAAGAAGUAUAUGACAAAGUUGGCGGUAGAUUAACCUUUUUGAAUCGAGUGGCCAAAAUGCCGGAUAUGAUCAAAGCAUGCGACGCGAUUUGCCAGGCCGAGAAGACCUGGUUUUUGAACAAAUGCUGGAUAUUGGGCGCCGAAAUGGACGACGACGUUAUGGAUGAGCAGAAAUAUUCCUCUGCUGCAAUGGUACUAGCCAAGGCCCUUGUCGAUAUGGAAGAAGAAAUGGAGCAUACAUAUGACGCCGAAAAUGGACAUAUUCUCCCAGAAAUGCCACUCCACAAAGCCCGCCAAGUGAUGACCAGAGCAGAUUUUAUUCAAAGCUACGACCAUGACAAUAUAUUUACUAUUGACUCCAGGGCAAUGGUGCGUGCUGAUUCGGUCCCCAUGCAACGUGCGUUUCGAGAAAUUUGCUCCGAGCCUGGAUUUAACGAACACCUCGAAGCCACACUGGACCGGAUCUCUGAUAUUGAAAGUUUGGGGAGAACCCGUGAAGUUACCGUCAAGGAUUUUUGGCACAACGGUAAGUUCAAGGCCGUCAUGCGUGACCACAAGGGCAGGGAGAGUGGAACGUUGGAAAUCGGCGUGGUCAAGCCGGAGACGGAGAACGAAGACGAUGAUUGA
Molecule: messenger RNA, 1662 nt
Organism: Uncinocarpus reesii 1704
Lineage: Eukaryota; Fungi; Ascomycota; Eurotiomycetes; Onygenales; Onygenaceae
Exons: 5
Coding region: 1-1662 (553 amino acids)
Source: RefSeq, a predicted model, not a curated record